CGGUAACUCUCAUUCUGAUGUAAAUAAAAAAAAGUGGUGCACUGUUAUUUAUACUACAGUAAUGUACCCAGUACAAUGAAAUAAAUCAAGAAACACUGAUAUGUUAGGCAUGUUAGACAUGAGACGAGUCUUAUUUGGGCUGUAAAAGAGACAGGAGCAGUUCUCAGAAGUCGGAAGCUUGGGUUAGAGAGAGCCAGAAAGCGCUUCAUUUUUCUUUUGCUCUUUCUUUUCCAUUAAAGUUUUCUGUGAAGCCGAUUUAUUUCAGUAGGUAAAGAAAGUAAGCUGUCAACCUAUGAUUGUGUACGUAAGCGAGGAGCGAGCCUGCAAAUGGGCGGCAUAGGAGGCAGCUUCUAUAUCAACAUGCUCAAUGGAAGCGACGCGCAAAGUUUGGCCAAAGACGCAGAGACGAGCGGUCACCUUCACCGGAGCAAGGAGCUAGCGGACUUCAAAAUGGGCGUCCAAGACGCGAGGCUGUACUAUACAGACUCGGUACCAAAUGGCCAGGAGAACUUUCCGCUGCCGUACCACGGGGAGCAGUGCGCUAGUGAACUCGGAGCGCAGGCUGGAAGGUUUUACUCCGCGGCGGCGGCGGCAGCGGCUCCGCUCAGUAACUGUGCGUUCAGCCGCAGCAGUGCGGCCCAGGCUUACGCAGGGGCUGGUGGGUAUUCACCGGACAGUAAGGACGGCCAGUCGGCCAGUGCGGACUCGUAUCACGCGCACUUUCAGCAUGGCUACACACGCGCGUCUUUCUAUUCCUUACCUGGCGUACAGGUGUGUGGCAAGACGCAGGUGCUUCUCAACAAUUACCCGCUGUGGGCCAAGUUUCACAAGUACCAAACUGAGAUGAUCAUCACCAAACAGGGCAGGAGGAUGUUCCCCUUUCUCAGUUUUAAUAUCAGUGCUCUGGACCCCUCGGCUCAUUACAAUGUGUUCGUGGAUGUGGUUCUGGCCGACCAGCACCACUGGAGGUACCAAGGAGGCAAGUGGGUGCAGUGUGGCAAAGCAGAGGGCAACAUGCCAGGAAACAGGAUGUAUAUGCAUCCUGACUCUCCUAACACGGGGAACCACUGGAUGAGACAGGAGGUCUCAUUUGGCAAGCUUAAACUCACCAACAACAAGGGCAGCUCCAACAAUGUGGCACAGAUGAUAGUGCUGCAGUCUCUUCACAAGUACCAGCCACGAUUGCAUAUCAUGGAGGUGAGGGAGGAUGGCACAGAAGAUCCCUUCCGUAGCAGUAAGGCGCAAAUCUUCAAUUUUCCAGAGACGCAGUUCAUUGCAGUCACUGCCUACCAGAAUGCAGACAUCACUCAGCUAAAAAUAGACCAUAACCCUUUCGCGAAAGGUUUCCGGGACAAUUAUGACACACUGUAUGCCCCUCCUGACUCGGAUCGUAUCACCCCCUCCCCCACUGAGGGCCAGCAGCUCAUGGCAGCCAGCUGCUAUCCCCGCCAGCCUUACCUGGCCGAGCAGUACAUGAGUCCACUGCAGCCCAGCCGCUUCUACAGCUGUGAGCCCGUCAGCAUGGCACAGGGGUGCCCCAAAGACCCAAAUGGCAGUCACCAUGGUCGCUGGUACCUCCCUGGGCAGCAGGGCACACCCACCAAUCUAUUGGAUUUCAGCACUUAUGACAGCGAUUAUACGGCCAACAGCCUAUACAAGCCAUUUCCGUUACAGACAUCAUCCCACCACCCGCUGAGCUACUAUCCGGAGAACCCCUUCGCUUCAGGGACAAUAUCAAGCAAUAGCCCUGCCCCAUGGAGCACAGCAAGACCAUCACAGUACCUUAGCCACUCCCACCCUGGGAAAGCCACAUCUAGCCUGAGUUGGUUCCGUCCCAUGUCUUCUUCUGCAAUGUCCUCCUCUCCUCCAACAGUAAAUUCACGCCUCCACGCUUCUCCAUCACUCAUUGAGUCCUUGAGGCUGCCUGUACUACAGGACAAGCCAAAAGAUUUGGCAGAGGACACUUGGAUGGAGACCCCGUCUGUCAAAUCGGUAGACUCUGUCGACUCUGGUCUUUUUGAGGGUGCAGAGAGCAAGAAAAGACGAGUGUCACCCUAUGCCUCCAGCACUGAGAACUCUCCUCCCAUUCGCAGCAGCGAAGCCUGUGAGAAGGACAACAGCAGCGAUGCAGGCUACUACGGCUUCUACAGUCACUGAGAGCCAUCGUCUCUGAGUUAGUGUAGCACUCCUGCUGUGUCCCACCUACAGAGCUGCACUGCCUUUCGGGAAAAAGCUCUGUGGGAGUCAAGACGAGGGACAACAGAGGCCAGUAACAGCUAACACAGAACUCUCAAUCAUUUUUCCUUCAUAGCCCUGGUGCUAUUUGUUAUUUAUCCAUACACUGUUAUCGCUGGCGCUCUCAUGUUUGGAGUGCUGCUUCCCUUUGGAAGUGCUAUGUGGGUAAGGUCAGGUGGAGGUGCUCCACUCAUCCUGAAGGUCACUGUCAUGGUGAGGACUAGUGAUUCAAGACAAUGUGACGGGUGAAACACUGGCCUGGAGAUAUAUGCAUACACACACACACAUACACACACACACACACACACACACACAGAAAGACCUGGAUGAAUUCAAAAACUGUAACCGUUUAGCAUUUUAAGAUGUCUGCACACCUUCUGACACUCCCCUCAAGGACCUGUCCAGUCACACAGUUCUCUCUCUCUCUCACACACACACACACACACACACACACACACACACACACACACACACACACACACACACACACAAUCCUCUCACACACACUCACUGUCAUAUGCAAAGUCAAUAUGUGAUGUCAUUUUCUCAAGAAUUUAGUUAUGUACUUUUGCAUAUAUACUUUUAUGAUUCCAGUUCAUUCACAUUUUCACUACUCCAGAUGAAUGAAAUCAGAUGAUGCAAGCGAUUGAUAAGUUCUAUUAGAGGAAACAAAGUAUAUCUAUCUGCAACAAGAGGUCAGCACAUGUUCCACUCAUCCUGUCAGCUGUCUUUCUGUCAACCUACCAUUCUCUCAGCUAAAUCGCCCUAACUAGAUCAUGUGCCAAACAGGGGCUGGUUCUAAUUUCAUCUUCUUAAAUAUGCCUCAGUAUCACUGUAAUAUUCAUUAAUUAAGUCAGUAUAAAAUUUCUGCAUUUAAUUAAGCUUUGCUGAACUGUUGCUGGGUUCAUACAUGAUGAAUUGCAAUACAAAUCAAGUGUUAAAAAAUUUACACUGUCAACACAAACAAAGCAAUGUCAGUCUGAUUAGUGUCAAAAGAACAGUCGUAACCCAACAUCAGCAAGUCUCACAACCACGACAAGAAAGACAACAUGCAGAUCGACAGGGUGGGAAAAUAGACACCUGAAAGCAGCACUGAGGUGACUGGACAUCAUAAUCAGACAAAAUCCCACACACCACAGAUCUCACAGGCACAGUGGAAGAACGAGACCUUAGUCUCACCUCAUCAGGUGUUCCAGACCUCCAAAAGGUGAGAAAACCCUUCGACAGCUCAGUAGGCGACAGCCUCAAGAAUGUUAACAGACUGACUGUGGGGGUAAAACGUACAAUACAGGGACACCUUUCAAAAUGUAAACACAUUUCUUUGGUCAUCAACUUGUGUGUUUUGUCAGUGAACCAAAUAUUAAAAUACUUCCUACCAACAAAAUAUCUAUACAAAUAUAUACACAUAUAACACAUAAGGUCCAGUACACUUGUGUGUAUAUGUACAUGCACACACAAAGAGGGGUGACAAGAUAAUUAUUCUUUUUUGUUUUUUUAUUUAUGUCUUCUUUGUGCAAAUGAAAACUGUAAACAAUUCUGUAAUAAGACUGCACUUACUUAGUAUGUACGAUGUUAAAAAUAGACAUGUUUAGAAUAUGACUUUUUAUGAAAUUGUUGUUUUAUUCUGUUUCAUCAGUAUUUUAUAGAGCUUCUCAAAAACCUCUUUAGUGAAAUAUCAAAGCUUCAGUAUGGGGUCAGUGACUUUCAUGCCAGUGAGUUUGGAUUUGCUUACUUUAAAGUUGGAGCAGUGUAUUUAUUUCAGUUCUAAACCAAAUUACACGUCAGCAAUACAAUGAAGUGGACAAUCACAGUGAGAUAUUUCAUAUUGUUACUAAUCAUGUAACAAAAAUACUGCAUUGUUAGAUAUUACUCAGGUUAAGCAUGUGCCAAUGAAUAUUAAGCUCCAUUUGUGUACUUAAUGGAGAUAUUGAAAGUUACUGAGUUGAAAUAACAGGGUUUUAGUUUAGUUUCCUGGUUCUAACUAGUAAGGUACAAACAACUGAUAAGGAUAAGCUUAACUGGAAGUUAUUUUUUUUGGUAAACUGUUUCUAAUUUCAAGUGCAAUUUAAAAAGUGUUUCUGUUAAUUUAAGAGAACUGUUUUUUAUUAUUCUUGAACAAAUCUUGAAUAUGCAUUCAAAACAUUGUUUGAAUCUUUUAUGAACAUUGAGAAUACAGGUGUACAGUAUUGUUAGGGUAAUUGUUAGGAUAUGUUUUAGGUGACCCCUAGUGGAAUAGCUCCCUAUUCAGAUCAAAUCAUUUAUCAAAGUUUUGCAUAGAGAAUGAUAUGAAGAAAUCGGUAUCCUGUUUCAUGAAACUGUGACAAAGCCUCAAAAUGAGUGGUUAGGCCCUGUAAUGAAUCUUUGUGGACAUAGGCUCGCACUAUUAUUCCCUUAUUUACAUACCCAAUGCAAGCAGCAUACUUAGAGUAUAAACUCAAAUAUAAAUAUAACUCCUAUGACUAAUGCCACAUGUGUGAGGGAAUUUACCUUUAAGCUUUCCCCUCUAUAAAGUUUUUUUUUUUUUUUGUAUGGAUUACCAGUGCCAUUAUCAUGGGUAUAUUUAUAUGAUGUACCACUUAAUCUAAAGAUUAACAUGGCUGUAUCUUCUCUGUGAAUAAAAAACAUAUUCUGUACCUUGAUUAAUAAUUUUCUCUAAUGUACAGUUAAAGCCAAGGUUGGUGAAAAACAGGAGCCCUUUUCCCCAAAUAAUGCAGGCAGACGGUACAGAAUAAAUUGAUGUAUUUUAUUUGUUCUAAUUGUAAUAAAACAUAUGUCAUUUUUCA
Molecule: messenger RNA, 5018 nt
Organism: Tachysurus fulvidraco (yellow catfish)
Lineage: Eukaryota; Metazoa; Chordata; Actinopteri; Siluriformes; Bagridae
Gene: tbx21
Product: T-box transcription factor 21
Exons: 6
Coding region: 328-2157 (609 amino acids)
Biological process (GO): cell fate specification; regulation of transcription by RNA polymerase II; lymphocyte migration
Cellular component (GO): nucleus
Molecular function (GO): RNA polymerase II cis-regulatory region sequence-specific DNA binding; DNA-binding transcription factor activity, RNA polymerase II-specific
Source: RefSeq, a predicted model, not a curated record